Entrophospora sp. SA101 is the source of this 696-nucleotide messenger RNA. The record is from the annotation of a GenBank genome assembly. NCBI's taxonomy places the organism in Eukaryota, Fungi, Glomeromycota, Glomeromycetes, Entrophosporales, Entrophosporaceae.
AUGCCUAAAAACAACUAUCCACUUAAGUUUUCAGGUGAAGAAUUUAACGGGAAAGAAAAAAAGUUGUAUAGAAGUUCAGGAAAAUAUUUUGAAAACCGCGAAAUCACAACAUGGAGUAUAGAUAGUUUCUUGGAUUAUUUAGACAAUAAUAAAGGACGUUCACAUAAGUUUCCUUUAAUCGUCAAGAAAGAAAUUUUUACGAGUUGGCUCGAAAAUAAAUUAGAAAGCGGAAACAUAAGUAGCCAAAAAAAAUCCGAAGGAACCCCUUCCAAAUCACUUGUUAAAACCGGAAAGGCGUGCGAUAACUAUAUUAAUUUUGACGAUUACGCGGAGAAAAACAUUACAAAAAAGAUGGAAAUUUCUUUGCGUAUUGAAAUAAACAAGGAUAUUUCGUUAUAUGACGAGCCCGGUUACAUUUACAUUUACAAAGUAUCAAAUAAAGAAAAAAAAAUGAACCAUUUAUAUAAAAUUGGAAGAACAAAAAGCGUGGAUCGACGUUUGGAGCAGUGGGAAAAAAAAUGCCAUUACAAAGCAGAAUUAAUAAAAGCUUUACCCGAUGACAAAAAAUGUAAAUAUACUCAUUGUACGGAAAGACUUAUUCAUUUAGAAUUAGAAGUACAUCGAGUUGAUUUAUCGUGUGGUGUGUUCAAUAGUGGAGAAAUGGGUGUUCUUCGUAGAGAAGGCUUACGGAUUUGA